Messenger RNA from Pseudopipra pipra, 13757 nucleotides. It is a transcript of the gene CEP57L1, whose product is annotated as centrosomal protein 57 like 1. NCBI's taxonomy places the organism in Eukaryota, Metazoa, Chordata, Aves, Passeriformes, Pipridae. Gene Ontology annotation, molecular function: gamma-tubulin binding; microtubule binding; identical protein binding. Gene Ontology annotation, cellular component: centrosome. The transcript is spliced from 11 exons. The record is from RefSeq and is a predicted model, not a curated record. Bases 12200 to 13645 code for a protein of 481 amino acids.
AGCUUCGCACCGACAAAAGCUUAAGCACGCACGUGUUUUAAGCGACCCUGAAGGCGUGUGAGAGGCGCGCUUCAGCAGGAGCCUUGGACACAGCUUAAGUAAACUCGUCAGAGGGAAGGGAAAAACAGUCGAUGCUAGGGAAACAUGGAGCCAUUAUCACUUGAAAUGGCAGGGGGAAAAACAUCCCCACAAUAUUUAAACUGGGCAACAGUUCUGCAGUGUUUUUAUCCAAGUUAAUGCAAGGGAAGGGGUUUAAUCCAAAUGAUGCAGGGGCUGAUGAACUUGGAGAAGAGAUGGCUCAAGGGGAGAUCUGGGAGAUCUUAUCCGUGUAUAUAUCUAUACGUUUAUGUGUACUUGGAGGGAAGGCGCAAUGAGGACAGAGCCAGGGUGUUCUCGGUGGUGCCCAGUGACAGUGUCAGAGGUGAUGGGCACAAACUGAAACAGAGGAUGUUCCCUCUGAACAUCAGGAAAUACUUUUUUACUGUGACAGUGACAAAGCGCUGGCACAGGUUGCCUGGAGAGGUUGAGAAGUCGCCAUCCUUAGAUAUUUUCCAGAGCCAUCUGGACAUGGUCCUGGGCAGCUGUCUCUAGGUGGCCCUACUUGAGCAGGGAGGUCAGACCAGAAAGUCUCCAGGGGUCCCUGCCUACCUCAGCCAUUCUAUGAUUAAGUGUAAUCUACCACCAAAUGGGCUGGUAUUGCUGUUUCCCAUGCUUUUACUUAAGAGAAAAAAAAAGUGCUUUUUUUUUUUUUUUGAUAAGGUUAAUUUUCAGCCAAGUCAGUUCCUUGAUGCAGUUCACCUCUUGGCAGGGAAAAGGAGAGGGAAACAAGGGCAGAACUGUUUACAGCUCUCACAUUAAAGCAACUGUGAAACUAAAAUUUUGAAAAUACUGAAAGGCAAAAAAAUAAUUGGAAGUAAAUUAGGAACAGGACAUUGGGCCUAUAUAGUGUCUUGCGUAAUUACUUUUUUUUCCUCCGUACACAUUUCCCACUCCAAAGUUCAAACCUCAAAACUAAAGGUAAAUGCAGAACAAUCUACUCUUCUGCCACGGAAAGAUACAGAAGCCAUUUCUGAGUCCAGGAACAGAGCUUGGGCCAUCAGUAGCUGUUUUAUUUGUAAAGAAUCUGGUUUCUUCAUUUGGCAUCCCUUUUUUUUCUGUCCCUGUUUCUUUAAAGCUUGCAAUAUAAGUGUCAUUCUGUCGUUACCUGUGCCUUUCAAGAAGAUCGGUCUCUUUUUCCCAUAAAAUCCUUUCUGCAAGGAGACUGCAUUGCUAUUGUUUGGCAGCAUGCACAGGCCUGGACUGCUUCACACAGCUGCUUCCUCCAGGCCUUUGGCACCCUCACGAACAAUGUAUCUGCCGAAAUCAUCACUACCUGUAAUAAAUAUGGGUCUUGACUUCUUGAGCACUCGAGGCCUCCACCCAUCAUGAUUGAUGGGUUCAAAGAAAAUAAUUCUGCUAGUACUUUUUAUGUUGUUGGGGGUUUUUUUUGUUUUGUUUUUUACAUUAGCUACCACUUUAGCUUCCUGUCCCAUUCUGUCAUCACUCAUUAUGGUCUCCCAGUUACCUAUGAAUAGACAUGUUGAGCAUUUUUGCUUUAUUUCUAUCUAAAUUUUGAUCUUCAGAAGUUGGUAGAUCUUAUUUUUCCUGUGAUAAGUUUGCACUUGUUGGGUGUCUCUGAUAAUGGCUACGUAUAUCCAAGAUCAAUAAAGUGAACGAGAAUUAGAACUGGAGCUUUGGUUUAGACUUUGGUACAGCUAUAUUCACAUACUGAAUGGUAAGAUUGAUAGAAAGCCACAGCACUGCCUUUUAUCUUUUAGAAGUUGUUUUUUCCACUGGCUGCAAGUGAACUCUGGCUACAGGAAACAGAUUGUGAAACUGGCUCCAAGGCCUAAACUUCAGAUUUCAGCUCUUUGUUUUAUAGAUUUUAGUGUAGUACUUUGGUAAUGGAGAUGAAGGUGGUUUAUUUUUUCCAAACCAAAUCUCUGCAGUUUUCUGAUACAAGCUCAAGCUUCCUUAUGCACUGCAAGACAUUGUGGAAAUCAAGGUCAAAGGCUACCAGUGGAAUUAAUCAGAGCCUGAAGUUAGGGGAAUGUGUUUGUUUGAUUUGCGUGUUCACUGACUGAAGUUAAUAUGCUUGUUUUUGAUCUCUAAAGAAUGGAUAAGAGAAAGGCAGAAUUAUGAAGGAAACAAUCUGGCAGCUCAUCCAGAAUUACAGCAUUUGAGUUUUCAAAAUGAUAAGCUGAAGAAAAACAAAUUUGUGGCUGUUUUAAACCUCACUAUUUCCUUCCUUGAUGACUUAUCAACUUCCCUCUUUUUUUAACUAGAUAAGAACUUCUAUAGCCAUAUGCAAAUGAUACCCAGUGGCAGAAUUAUGUUUGAAAAUACAGUAUCUAGUGGUUGUAUUCAUGUCCUUUCUAACAUCUAAGGCCUAAAAUAUAUUAUAUUUACUUUUAAAAGUGCAUUCCAGUUUCUGUAUGUCACAAAAGAGCAGUUUACUGCAGAAUGCAUUUAGUCGAUUACUGUAGAACUAAUGCUAACAUGCAGCUUAGGAGGAACUGCUUUUUAAAUUACAUUCUUUCAACUGCUUUCAUAUACACCUAGUUUUGUUAAGGCUUACUUCAUUCCAAAUAGUAAAUACCUAGGAUGGGAUCACUAUCUUCUAAAAGUUCACCCUCCCUCUUUAGAUCUGGGUAUUGGCAUGUUGCCACAAUAAAUAGCACUCCACAGUAUAAUGCAUUUUGCUUCACAGUAACCCUCUGAGGAAACGAAGUUCUGUGACUCCUGUUUUGCAGCGAGAUACCAAAAAGCCAAAGGCUACUCCUCUACUGCCUUUGAACACAGGCUCAGGCUUGGUGUCAAGUCCAGACUUGUAUAUCAUUCCAACAGACUACACUCGAAGAUCGAGCAAACUACAGCUUAAGAUGUUUAACAUCUGUUUAACAUCUUUGUCAGUGACCUGGCCAGUGGGAUCGAGUGCAUUCUCAGCAAGUUUGCUGACAACACCAAGGUGUGUGGUGCUGUCAAUGUGCUGGAGGGAAGGGAUGCCAUCCAGAGGGACCUUGACAGGCUUGAGAGGUGGGACUGUGUGAACCUCUUGAAGUUCAACAAGGCCAAGUGCAAGAUCCUACAUAUGGGUCAGGGUAUCCCAAGGAAAAAUAUAGGCUGGAUGGAGAAUGUGUUGAGAGCAGCCCUGAGGAGAAGAACUUGGGGCUCCUGGUAGAUGAGAAGCUCAGCAUGAGCUGGCAGUGUGUGCUCACAGCCCAGAAACCCAACUGUGUUCUUGGGCUGCAUCAAGAGAAGUGUGGCCAGCAGGUUCAGGGGAGGUGAUACUGCCCCUCUACUCUGCUCUUGUGAGACCCUACCUGGAGUGCUGUGUCCAGCUCUGUGGUCCCCAGCAUAAGAAGGAUGUGCACCUGUUGCGGUGAGUCCAGAGGAAAGCCAUGAAGAUGAUCAGAGGAGGCUGGAACACCUGUUCUGUGAAUACAGUCUGAGACAGUUUAGCCUGGAGUUUAGUCUGAGAGUUGUUUAGCCUGGAGAAGAGAAGGCUUUGAGGAGGCCUUACAGCACCUUCCAGUACCUAAAGCUAGAGAGGGACUUUUUGCAGAGGCACAUAGCGAUGGAAUGCCUCACAAUGGCACAAGGGGGAAUGGCUCUAAUCUGAAAGAAGCUAGGUUUAGAUGAGGUAUUAGGAAGAAACUCUUCAUGUUGUGGAUGCCCCAUCCCUGGAAGUGUUCAAGGCUGGGUUGCAUGGGGUCUUUGAGCAGCCUGGUGUAGUGGAAGGUGUCCCUGCCCACAGCAGGGGGUUUGGAACAAGGUGAUCUUUAAGGUCCCUUCCAACCCAAACCAUUCUGUGAUUUUAUGUGGGAGAAAAGGUGGCCUUGUUUUACUUCUGAGCAUGUGUUUGUACAUUUAGCAUGUGCUCUGGCCUAUUAUGUGUUGCAGGUGUACAUUUGCACCAAACUCUGCCACCCUGCCUCCUUAGAGGUCCCAAAUGCAGCAGGGAUGGGUAAGUUAGUCACUGGCUGCUUCUUAGGAGACCAAAUCUUUCAUGCAGAAAGCCUUUGGAAUAGGUUUACGCUGAAGGGUGGGUUGCUUUGAGAAAAGCUGGGCCGUGAUAUACCAAAACUGCAGGCCACUUAAAGUCCUGCUGCACUUUGCCAACCCUCUGACUAUACUACAUUUAUACUUAACUGUUUAAAUAUAGUACUUAACUAUAUAAAUGUGGCCUGAAACACUGAAGACUAAGAAAAGACUAUGGGUGAACUAAAAGUUCAGUUCUGAAAAACUCCACUGAGCAGCCACCUGAACUCUGUUAGUCUGUUUCUGGAUAGAAAUAUUCAGAAUUGCUCCAAACUGGGCAUCUUGGUACCUGUCUCCCCUUUGUGCCCAUUUGUGGCCUAGGAAGUAGGUAGAGCAGCUCCAAGAGAGGUCCAGCUGAGUGAAACCUCUCCAAGCCCAACAAGUCAGGUUCUGCUGCUGUAGCCACAGCUAGCUUCAGUGCCUGGCUGUAUUUGUUAGAGUGCUGACCUUCAGUACACCGUCAGUGAUGACAAUAUUGGCUUUUAGCUCAAAGGCAUUUAUGUCAACACCUCCUAACUCCCAGAAAAAUAUCCCAGGUGCUCAGAAGGACUGCAAAAUGGAAAGGAAACAUUCAUCACCUCAGUUGUUGAAUUUAUGCCCUUUUGGAAAGCAUGGCAAAUGUGACACUGGUGUGAACUAGAAGGAAGGAGACACAGGGAGCUGUAGGCAGUUAUUCCUGGUUUCUGGUAACUAGUCCCAAGCCCAGUGCUGUUUUUUAUCCAGGAACUAUUUACUACAAAAAUGCAUGAAUAAACCCCUGGUCUCUGUUUUGACGAUUAAACUAGAUGAGAGAGACACAUCGUUGUUUUACUCUGUCUAUUGCCUCAGCUGCCUUAUCCUUGUUCUAGACUUUUAUAUGCUUUUCAGAACAGGGUCAUAACUUCAAACAAAAAGGUGGUGACUCCCUGUUUCCUUCCUGUUCUUCUUCCUCCCAGUCUAGCAUGAUCGUCAGGGAUGAGGCAUGAAUGUUCCUCAGGAACUCCCACUUCCAGACAAGUCCUAUGACCACUGGGUAACAGCACAGAGAAGAUGGAUACUGUUUCCUCCAGCUGCACUUUAAAAGAAAAUGAACAUUGCUUAUUGGGAAUUUAUAUCUGCUGACAGGCCAGAAGGCCUUUUAAACACCUUUGGCAGGCUGUCUGUUAGUAGAGACCUUGGUGUUUUCCAGCAGUAACACAAAGAAAAAUGCUAUGACCAGCAGCUGCAUGAAAUGAAGUCACAGAGCAGAAAAGCUACAGGGACUCUUUAUUCAUUGUUUUUAAGAAUGGAUUUUGGCCCUCACUGCCAGAAAAGGACUCCAAAUUCUGAGUCCAAAGAGUAUAAAGGUGCCAAGCACUAGGGUGGGUCUUCACACUUAUCUGCGUUCAUAGAGUCUCCCCCAACUCAACUUUUGUUAGCUCCUCACUGAGUUUGCUGCUUGUUUUGGAUCUAUACUUGCACUUCUUUUAUAUUCAGGGAAUGCAAGCCUGUCAUCACCACACUCAGCCCUGAGGCUGAAAGGUUCGGGUAUUCUGGAACAUUAGUCCCUUAUUAGUCCCAUCCCUCUAACUUACUAAGAUCACACAGAAUGGCAAGGAUUUAAGACAAGACACUAGAGAUCCACUAAAUUUCCUUGCAAUCAGAAACUGCAUAUAGUUAAUAGGGAAGAAAUGCCUUUAAAAAUUUUAUAAUCAUUUGAAGUUAGUUUUCUGUCUGCAACAUUGUGCAGAAUUUUGUAGCAUCUUACUCAGAUUUACUUUGAAUCACUGAAGUCAUGAAAGUUUAAAUACAUGGAAGCAAGUAAUGACUUUGAAUACUCAGGGCAGAAGUAGUGAUAAAACUAUUUUUGCAUUUCUGAGUACUCAUUAUACCAUAUGAUAUAUAAACUAUUUGGCAGUAAUACUUAGGGUAUUGUGCCUGGUCAGGAUGCACAAUGAGGAUGCGUUGAAGUUGCAAUGAAUAUUCUGAGUCAUGUAAACAGAUGAUAUUAUUUAAAAUUAUUCUUCAACAAAAUAGGUCUCCAAAAUAAGAUUGAGGAGUUUCUCUGACUCAGAUCUGCUUGCAAUUUUUCUGCGUUGUUAAAGACAACUGUUCCUGACAAAAUAGGAUUUUGGGAAUAAUUUCUCGCCUGGAGUGAAACUUAUCUUUUCCUUGUUAGCAUCUUUUUAUUUUUCUUCCUCGUUCUGAUCCCUAGGUUGCCUGAUGUACAAAUGGAGUUCUUCUUCCCUGCCAGGUGCCUAGCUAUCAGUAGCGUAGGAAUAUAUGGAAAAAAAAUGUAGGUGUGGUAGAUGCUAAAAGGAGACAAGUCCUAUGAAUGAUUACCUUCUUUGUGCUUCUCUUCUCAUCCAUGUCAAAUUUUUAUAGUUAUCUGUCUAAAAAUCUACCUCCUACUCUAUCUUCGUGCUAGGAUGCUGGAUGAAGAGACUGACAGUUUCCUUGAGAAAAUAUUGGUAAAAACAGAAGUUUACUUUAAAAAUAAAUUCCAAGGCAACGGUGACAACACAAUCUGUGUGUUUCAUCUGCCUAAAGUUGCAACAUUCAUAACAAUCUGUCAAUGAUACUAUUAAAUAUUUGAGACACAAAAGGUGAAAAUUAUCAUGCAGUAAAAGUAUUUACUGUGAAUGAGUCAGUACCUGCAAGAACUAUCCCAUACCUCAUAAUAUUUCUUCGCUAUGAUUGUCAUUUCAACCCACUCUUAUAUUUGCCCUGCCCUACUCUAAUAUGACUUUUCCUUUUCGCAUUUGCCUUUCUAAUCUCUAAUUAUUCUGCCUGUGCACAGAUAUAGUCUUUUAUACUGGAGUCACUUGCCCUUGAAAACCUUCCCUUUCCACAACAGCAAAGCCUUCCUCCUUUUAAUCAAGGGUCUAUAGCCAAAGCCAGUAAUUUCCUUCUGCCUUCCAAUCUGUCAGGACACACUAAGCUAAACAAACUACAUAUGGAAAACAGUGUGAUGGCAUCAGCAAAAAAUAAUAGUGAAGAGAAAAAGGAACUUCUUACAUUUUUUAUGUAUAGUACAGAGGAAACCACCUUCAAUUACCACAUCAGUCAGUGUACUAAGAGCAAACAGCAUCUGUUGGAACUGGAUUUUAAGUAUAAAAGGAAGAAAUUCGAUUGUUAUUCUUGUUUGAGGGAAAACCGGGUAUUUUUACUUUGAAAAAAGUCCUAAUUUUUUAUGCUAGAAGAUGGAGUGGGAAAAGAAAAUGCCAAAUGGAGAAGGGCAAGGAACAAAGCUACAGGAUGAUAUAAAUACAAUGAAAACAGAGGAGAUGAGGGGCAAAACCCAACUGCAGCGUGGGGGUGGAUGACAGGAGAAGAGGAACUAUGAGUGAAGUGAGGAAGUAUAUUAGUGACCAUUUGUAGUAUUUGAGUUUGGGUUUGAUACUUAUUACAAAAAGGUUGUAUUUGAUUACUUUGGACUGAUUAAGGAUUUAUGAAUGUAAUUAUUUUGAUAACACUAUAUUCCAGGCUAGAUGCCUUCAUGCUAACAUAUUACUAGAUAGGAAUUUGCAGUCUUGCUCCUCUGAAUUCAAAGUUCAGUUACUGUGUGCACAUACAGGUUAAAGCAGUUUGCACCAACUGGAUUUCCCCAGAAAGUAUUGAUUAUGAGUCUAUCAUGCCCUUUUGAAUGAAGGCCCAAUUGAAUGGGGAAUUGGGUCUGCUGUGCUCAUUGAAGAAAACAGCAGAACUCUAAUGACAUUAUGACCCAAAUUUGCUUGCCUGGUUCUAACUGCCAGGUUAGAACCUAUUCCUAAAAAAAAUGUCAUAAAAAUAGCUCAGUUUUUUCCCCACCAGGUAAUUUUUUUGCCUUGUUCACAAAGUACUUGUAUAACUCAUUUCCAUUUUCUUUCUUCCUCUUUUUUUGUUCUCUUUUAUCUCUAGCAGUUAGGAACUAGAAAAAUAUGAAUAUAAAUGCUUAGGUCUGACACAGUGAAAAGUCUUAGGAGCUUGUUGGUUUUUUGGUGUUUGGCUUUUUUUUUUCAUUAAAAUGCCAGGCUUUGUCCUACUUGACAGUACGUACAGUGUCAUGAGAAAACAUAAAAUGCCAUUUCUUUUCCUUUUCUUCCAAGACUGAAGAACAAUGAUUGUAUGAAAGUUCUGCAUAAGACUUGCGAUUCGGGAAUAAAUAGGUUUUGCUACCGUAGUAUCAAAGAAGAAACUGGGCACCUAACCUUUAUAUAUCCAGUUCUGAGACUGCCAGUGUGUAUCUUGCAGUUUGUGCAACACACUGACUCCCAUGGACUCAUCUGUGUCAGUUUUUCAAAACACCCCUAGCUUCCUUAAUUUCUCUAACAAUUUUUUGGCCAUUUUCUCUAAACUUAUUUAAACUGGAACAUGACAAACCUUAAAAACAUGUUGAAAUGCUUUAUUGAUUCAGUGAGGUUUUACGUCCUGUUAUUUUGCAGCUGUUGCCAUUUCACUUCUAACCCACUUAGAUUAGAGAUGGCAUGGGAGUACCAGUUACUUAGAUAUGUCCUGAGCAAUGUCAUAUGUUUCAGGCUGAUUAAAGUAGUUGUAUCAGGAUGCUAGAGACUGGAUGUUCCCAAAACAACAGUGCGGUUUACCUACAACAUUAUUUAUUUAUUUAUUUAUUUAUUGUCUGUGGAAGGGCUGUUCUUUUUCUGUUGGGAAUAAGGCUGAGUGUUGCAGCCUAGCUACUACAGCUGACCAAGCUUUCCCCCUGAUUCUCAAAGGAAAGGGUGGAAAAAUAGACCGAUUUGGAUUGUGUCAAGAAAAUGGUUUCUCACAUAGCCUUUCGCCAGCAAAGCUUGGCUCAAACAGUCAAAGCAGCAGCCAGAAUUCUGGGAGUUUCUUGGUAUAGCCUGUGUUGGGGCAGUUCUUAAAACUUCUCUUAGGUCAGAUAAACAGUGAAUCAUUCCUUGGUUCAUCUGAGACUUUGUUUUCAGUUAUGAAAAAAACCACUAUAAAUUUUGCAUGCCCAGUAGGUCAGGUCAUCAGAUAUAUAUCUUUGUAUUUCUUUCUGAAAAAUGCUUUGAUCUGUUUUUUCUUUUUCUCCUUUGAAGGUGUUCUGACAGCACCUCUUUCUUUGGUUCUAAAAGGUUACCCUCACAAGUGAUUUAAAUGAACCAAUGUCUCCAUGAGAUAACAAACAUCAGAGAAUUUAGUGGAAACAUUCCUUACAUUAUCACAUUUUUCAUUUAGUAUUUUUUGGGAGACUGUUAAACCAGCAUUAUUCCCUGAGUCUGCUGUAGUUCACAUGUGGAAAAAGCUUUUCCACAUGCUGCUUUAAAGUAUGGGACAUAAUUGUGUAUGUGGCAGAAUGUUUCAGGACUUUUCACUUUGGGAGACAUUUUUUUAAAACUUUUUUAAUGAUGUGGCUAGCAAUGCAGGGGAGGAACGGAAAGAAGAGGAAGAGGGGGAUGAAGAAGUUAUAACUGAUCUUUCUGUAACAUUUGGGAUUUCAGUUGUUAUUUCCCUAAUGUUGUUAUGCUGAAAGACAGCAAUAAAUGUCGAUUUUUACAGCAACCCAAUCCAGUACUCUGGCAUUUAAUGCAGGCCACAUUCAGCAAAACUAAGUGGAAACUGUAUGAAAGUAAAUCUUAUUAGUGCUUAGAUGACUGAAAUGAAAUGGGAAAUUCCCUGUUUGUCUUAAGGUACCAAACUCCAGCUCGCUUGCUCUCCUUUGAGGCAUGACAGUCACAUAGACAGGUAGGGACCUGAUGACGGGAUUGCUCCCCAGCAAUCUUGUGCAAGCUCGCUCUCAGCCUGCAUGGGAUGGUGAGCCAACAGGCAGAAGUGGUCCCACUGAGGGAUGCUCAUCCAGCCAGGGAUGAACACACUGGCUGCAGCAAGGUAGGAAGUAGACGCUGCAUGUGCAUUAGUGCAGUACUGUCACAGAGCUAAUCUGCUGUGCCUGGCAUCAUGCACCAUGCACAGGGUUACAAACGUGUGGCACAGAACUCUUUGAGCCUCCUGGCUCAGACUUGGAGAAAAACAUAGAUGGCUUGGCCAGGCUGAUGGUUAAAUGGAAAGACCAUGGUCAGCACCAACUUGCCCUAUGCUUGAUGCAGAGUAUGUAGGAGCCAGCUACUUUGUGUUUUUCUGCGUAAAAUAACAUUGGGUAUCUGAGCAUCACCGUUGCAUCCACCAACACAGGCUGGGCCUGUUCUGGUUUAAAAACUCAAAGAGCUGGUGCUAACUCCAGAUGUGACCUGCACAGCACAAGUGCUUCACCCUGCUUACCACAGCAGUGCAGGCUGCUGGGGUGGGAGUGCAGCAUUUCUUCCUUCUUCCCCUCCCCUCUAUUUUGUCAACCUCUGUUUAAUAUGCAUACUUCUCCCUUGGCUGUUCCCCAAACUCAAAGGAGUGCACUGAUUUCCUCAAAGAAGGGCUUGUCUAAACAAUGGUGUUCUGGCUGCUUUAAUGAGCACUGUUCAAGUGCUAGAUCCCCCUAAGCCUUGUGGAGUUACGUUAGUACAAAUAUCGCUGUUUGGGAAUAUCUGCUUUAAAGCACCUCUCUAGGGCAGGUGUCCAUGGUAGCAUGGAAUAAAAGAGUGGUUUAAGCUUGCAAUGGAUGUGGGCUGUGUUAGACUUUUUAAAAAGCAAACCUGUUUGUGAUGGUUUUAUAGAAGCUUAAAUACUUGGGGAAAAAGUUGAUGGUAGGACAGUUGACGUUAAAACAUACGUCAAGCUACUUAAUUAUUUCCUGAUAGGUUUCUUGUCGCAAUGGGCUGAAAGUGGCCAGGGCGUUUAGUGAUGUCUUGCUGCUGCAGAGUGACUUGAUCCUUUUCCUGGCACAUCUCUUUGCCUGAAGUCUGCAGUGUUGGCAUUACUCCUGUGCAGUGUGAUCAUUAUAAGCUAUAUUUACCUGCUAAGAUAUUAGGACUCGACAACACCAGAGCACCUCUCCUAGAGUAAUUAUGCUGACAGAGCCUCCAAGCACUAUAGCAACCAUUACUUCAGCCUACUUCACACAGCCUCUGCGUCUGAGGAAGCUGUGGUAAAGCAAGGCAUCCAUAACUAUGUCUGCAGCUGAGUUUCUGCAAACACAGGUGUCUCGGUCCUGUGGUGUUUUCUUUCACACCCUUUGCUGAGCCUGUGCUGUUCGGAGCAGCCUGGGGAUCUCCUUGCUCCAGCUGCAGGGUGUGUGUUACCCUCUGCUGUGCUGAAAAAGUUGCAGGUUUUUGUGCUGAAGCCCACACUGGAUUAGCUGGAUCACCACCACCAGGUGGGUGAGCUGGCCUCUUCUCUUUCACUUUCCUCUGGCUUCACUUGCAGAACUAAAGGGUUUUUACUUCCCUUUCUCCCAAGUGGGUGUCCCCCAUGUUCCUGCACCUUCGUGUUGCUGAGCUUGUCCCAAAACUCUCAAAUUUUCUGGUGCUUUAUUCCCUCCUUCUCUUAUUCAUUAUUUGCUUUGGAUCACCGCCCUCCUUAUAACUGCCCACAGAGCCAUCUCCUUGGAAACGGCAAAACUUGUUUAUGUGAAAGUAAUAAGGAAGCUGCUUGGUGCAUAGCUGCAUAGGCAUGUGAGGGAGCCAUGUUCCACCGGAGGAUGUUGGAAAAAUGAGUCUCCACUUACGCUGACUGCCACAAGGUUGGGUUGUGUGAGCAAAAAUCACCUUCUUCCUCUGGUGUUUCCAAAGUUGCCUUCCUUUGUUCACAGCAGCGGUGGGAAACUUUUUGCAUGUGCAUAUGCUUAUUUUUAUGGACUGUUUUUACUAGUCAUUUUUGUCACCAACAUGUAGGGGGGUGAGAAGCAAUGGGAAAAUUGGUCAGUCUUGCUUAUCUCUUAUUUUGUGGAACACUGUUGGUUACUGUGCCAUGCCAGGACCAUCUCCUCACCUGUCUUGGCCCCACCUACCCCUGUGGCCACAGGACUUUCCCGUCCAUAUUUUGAGGUUUCUGCACCUCCCUGCUUUGUGCCCUUCACUGCCACUGCCCCUUGUGUUGUUGGACAUGGCUGAUAGGCCUGGCAGGCUGUUAGAAUCAGUCAGGUGUCCCUGCAUGGCCUUUCUGGGUCCUCCAGGACAGAGCUGUGCAGGCCUAUAAACAGAUUUUGUGGCCAUAAAUGUGGCAGCGUCACCAGGUGGGACCUCUUACCAGAGAUAGUGGAGGGCCUGGCUGCCUCCUGCUGCCAACCCAGCACUGACAGCUUGUGGCCUGGGCUUGGACAGGAUGGCCCAUGGGAAACUCUUUGGAAAAGGCCUGUUGUACAAAGGCUAUGGAUUCUGAAUCAAAGAACAGUUUCAUAGGAAGCUUUCUUCAGCCACCAGAUCAGAUGUUUCCUGCAGCCUUUGCUUAUAGAGAAUCAAAGAAGUUGGCAGCUGUUGCUGGUGACAGGCCUUCUAUCCCAAAUAAUCAGGCUGUAGUAGCAGCCCUGAAAACUCUUCAAGAAAAGAUCCACCGUCUAGAGCUGGAGAAGUCACAGGCUGAAGCUGAUCUGUGCAGCCUCUCCAGAGCAGCUGCUCAGUAUAAGAAGGCCUUAGAACAUGAAUCCUGCGAGAAGGACACAGCACAUCAAGAACUGAUGCAACAGAGGAAAGAUGCAAGUGAGCAGUUAAAUGCAGCACAGUCCCGCUGCUCCCUGCUGGAGAAACAGCUGGAUUACAUGAAGAAAAUGAUUUCCAGUGUGGAACUGGAAAAGAAAAUUAUUUUAGAACAACAGGCCCAGCUGCGGAAAGAGGAGGAUCAGAACUGGCUGGAACUGCAUGCAAAACUUGAAAAGCUUGAAAUACUAGAAAAAGAGUGUCUUCAACUUACUGCUACUCAGAGAAUUGCCGAAGACAAGAUCAAACACUUAGAAGAAAAGAUUUGUAAGGAAGACCAUCAGCGGAAGCUAAUACAAGAUAAAAGUUCUCAGCUUCAAAUAGGAUUUCAUAUAAACAGAAGUUUGAUGUCUUCAGCAACAUCUCAAUGUGAACCUGAAAAUGAAAAUGGGAAGAAGAAAAAACCUAAGAAGACAAAUCCUACAAUGAAGAAAAUGCGCCUUUCACAAUUACAUGUAAAGGCUGGUGAACUACCUUUUGUGGCUGGGAAGUCCGUCAGCUCCAGCCAUUCUGUCAGUGCAAACAUACAAAGUGUGUUGCAUAUUAUGAAGCAUCGCAAUCCAUGUAUCUCAUCACAAAGAAAAAGAGGAGCUACGUCUGGGAUUUGCAGACACAGUGCCCUUUCAAAGCAUGUAUCAUCGUGUUCCACGUCACCUACUGCCACCAGAAGCCUUUCAGACCUUCUGUUGGCCACACAAGAUGAGCUGGGCCAAAUGAGCUUUGAGUAUCAAGAACUUCUGAAGCAGAUACAGGAGACUCAAGAUUCCAGAGUUCAUGAAGGCCUGGAACAGGAGCUGGAUUGCCUUGUAAAACAAAUGGAGAUUAAAGGAGAACAAAUAUCCAAGCUGAUAAAGCAUCAAGCUACUGUGCAGAAAUUAAAGAGAAAAACUCAGAAAUUGAAGCAAAGGGCAACUCAUGUCAAACUAAAGUGUGGUGACCAAAAGGAAGCAACAGAGAUUGCAGUCACUCUAGAGGAAAGUAAGUCUAAAUCUUGUCCUGGGCAGAAAAGCAGAAGCUCUCUUCAGCUGCUAAAAACUGUGAGGAAACUUCAAUCAUCUCUGAAAAGAGAUGAUGUCAUCUGAGAAUAAUAGUUCUGAAGUUUGCUAUAUUAGUUUCUGAAGUUGUCUGACAUCUAACAAAUUUUUAAUUGCACAAAAUACCUUUUAAAAAUAAAAUAGAUACAGUAUAGAUGUA